Molecule: messenger RNA, 762 nt
Organism: Apiotrichum porosum
Lineage: Eukaryota; Fungi; Basidiomycota; Tremellomycetes; Trichosporonales; Trichosporonaceae
Gene: MDE1
Product: Methylthioribulose-1-phosphate dehydratase
Exons: 7
Coding region: 1-762 (253 amino acids)
Cellular component (GO): cytoplasm
Molecular function (GO): metal ion binding; methylthioribulose 1-phosphate dehydratase activity
Source: RefSeq, a predicted model, not a curated record
AUGGCCGCCAUCAGCGUUCCGGGCUACGGCGACAUUGUGCCCCUCUCUGAGGGUGCCGAGGCGCUCGUCAAGAGCGACGACCCCGAGCACCCCGCCAACCUCAUCCCCGAGCUCUGCCGCGAGUUCUACAAGCUCGGCUGGGUCACCGGUACCGGUGGUGGUAUCUCGAUGCGUUCGGGUCCCCUGGUCUACCUUGCCCCCUCUGGCGUCCAGAAGGAGCGUAUCCUCCCCGAGCACAUGUUCGUCCUGCCCUUCGCCCAGAGCAGCGUCCCCAAGCCCGGAAGCAAGCGUGACUUUGUCCGCAUCCCCAGCAGGAAGGGCCUGUCCGAGUCGCAGUGCACCCCACUGUUCUGGAACGCCUUCACCCAGCGUGACGCCGUGUCGUGCAUUCACACCCACUCGCAGAAUGCCGUCAUGCUCACCCUCCUCCUCGGCAAGGACGCCAAGUCGUUCCGAAUCUCGCACCAGGAGAUGAUCAAGGGCGUGCGUCUCGGCGGUGUCGGCAAGACUCUUGCCUACUUCAACACCCUCGAGGUCCCCAUCAUCGAGAACACUGCCCGCGAGGAGGAUCUCACCGACUCGAUGGCCAAGGCCAUGACCGACUACCCCGACGCGGCUGCCAUUCUCGUCCGUCGCCACGGUGUUUACGUCUGGGGUCCUACUUGGGAGUCGGCCAAGACCCAGGCCGAGUGCCUGGACUACCUCUUCGAGAUCGCCGUCAAGAUGCUCCAGAACGGCCUGCCUCUUGUUGACGAGGAGUAA